Molecule: messenger RNA, 1316 nt
Organism: Erythranthe guttata (spotted monkey flower)
Lineage: Eukaryota; Viridiplantae; Streptophyta; Magnoliopsida; Lamiales; Phrymaceae
Product: protein BOBBER 2
Biological process (GO): protein folding
Cellular component (GO): cytoplasm
Source: RefSeq, a predicted model, not a curated record
UCCAAAACCCCGUAGAAUUGAAGUCUGAUCAGAAUUCAAAACCCUAGAACUCGAAAAUCCAGUUUCAAUCUCCGAUCAGUACGCAAUGGCGAUACUCUCCGAGUACGAAGAAGAAGACCAGAAGAAGCCGACGUCAUCAGCUCCUCCGGCUCGGAAGCCGUUCAGCGUCGGUCUCGAUCCGUCGGAUCCGUUAGGGUUUCUGGAGAAGGUUUUCGAAUUCGUCGCGAAGGAGACCGACCUGUUCAAGAGCGAUUCUUUGGUGAAGGAUGUGAAUGCGGUGGUGAGAAUGGUGAAGGACAAAGUGGAGGCGGAGGAUAAGAAGAUGAAACAAGUGAAAAUUGAAGAAAACCUUGCGGCAGAGAAGAAGAUUAAUGCGGCGGUGGCGCCGCCUCCGGUGAAAAAGGAGGAGGUGAAAAAAGAAGUUGUCAAGGAGGAGGAGAAGGAAAGCGGGAGUGGAGUGGAAGAAGAGCAAAAUGGGCGUCGAGCUCCAAACAAAGGCAAUGGCCUUGAUAUGGAUACAUACUCUUGGGCUCAAUCUCUACAGGAGGUCAACAUAACUGUUCCCGUUCCUCCUGGAACAAAGUCCAGAUUUGUUACAUGUGAAAUAAAGAAGAAUCGUAUUAAAGUUGGGCUCAAGGGUCAGCCACCAGUUCUUGAUGGGGAUCUCUUCGAAUCUGUUAAGGUUGAUGACUGCUUCUGGAGUAUAGAGGACCAAAAAUCUAUUUCCAUUCUCCUGACAAAACAAAACCAGAUGGAAUGGUGGAAGUACUUGGUGAAGGGUGAGCCGGAGAUUGAUACACAGAAAGUAGAACCUGAAAACAGUCGAUUGGCUGACCUGGAUCCUGAAACACGUUCUACUGUGGAAAAAAUGAUGUUUGACCAGCGACAGAAACAAAUGGGCCUUCCAAGCAGUGACGAGAUGCAAAAGCAAGAAAUAUUGAAGAAGUUCAUGGCUGAGCAUCCUGAAAUGGACUUUUCAAAAACGAAGUUUAACUAGAGGAUUGACCGCCCAGCUGGAUUCUUAAUGAAAUGCAUUGGUGGAUGGAAACAAACUGGAUAGUGUCGAUCACUUAAGUUGCUUCUUGCUUGAAUUUUGAUAGUUGCAAUUUUCCCAUCCACAAGAGGUUUUGCUUGUGAGUUUUCAUGGUUAACUUUGCUGCUGCCUCUUUUUUGUGUCCAUAUGACGCGUAAACUUUGUCGAAUUAAAUGAUACUAUUUUGUGGUAAUUUGCAUUACUUUUGGAUAUUUCUUUUGGAUCGAGUAACGAGAGACCAAGAAUGAAAGUUUUUUUGUGAAUUUAUGUUUACCGGGGCCAA